Messenger RNA from Salvelinus fontinalis (brook trout), 9144 nucleotides. RefSeq names its product zinc finger protein 501-like. Lineage: Eukaryota; Metazoa; Chordata; Actinopteri; Salmoniformes; Salmonidae. Gene Ontology annotation, biological process: regulation of transcription by RNA polymerase II. The record is from RefSeq and is a predicted model, not a curated record. The transcript is spliced from 2 exons. Gene Ontology annotation, molecular function: DNA-binding transcription factor activity, RNA polymerase II-specific; RNA polymerase II cis-regulatory region sequence-specific DNA binding. The coding region runs from base 226 to 1749 and encodes 507 amino acids.
GCUUCUUACCCACAGCAACAGUUAGACAGCCACCUCGGUAGCUUGCUAGCCAAACCGAUACAGCUCGUUAGACGCUUUCGUGUAUAUUAGCCACUGUGUUUUAAACCCAUUUCUGUUAUCUAGUUAGUUAUCCCAUUUAAUGUCAUAUUUACUGUGUUGUUAUUGGUAAACUAGCUGGCUGGUUAAAUUAGCACUAUCCUAGCUAGCAAGCUAACAUCACCGACCAUGACCUCACUAAGUUACUCUCCAACUAUUAAAGAAGAGGUCUGCUGGACGGAGAAGGAGGACGUGGAGGUUGUUACAAUACAACAACAAGUGGAGGGUGAGGCUGUUAGAGUGAAAGAAGAAGAGAGAGAAGUUACAGUAAAAGAAGAGGGAGACGCGUUCAGAGUGAAAGUGAAGGAGGAAGUUACGGUGAAAGAAGAGGAGCAAGAGGAGGAUGGAGUUGUCGGAGUGAAAGAAGAGAAGAGGGAGAUGACUGUCACAUCGAAAAAGGAGGAGGAAGAGGAAACUGGAUAUCUGGGCCCGGUUUCCCAAAGUGGUCUUAAGGCAUCCUAUGGUUCUAACGAUGAAUUUAGCCUUAAAAUAAGUUUGGGAAAAUCGGCCCAGAUUAACACUAGAGAGAGACUUGACUAUCGUGGAUCCUCUGUAGAGCCUCAACAAUAUCAUGAAGCUGACGAGGCAGAGAAGAGUCUCUCCACAUCAGAACGCCUCAAGAAACACCAGCGGAAACCCACAGGGACGAAAUCUCACCGAUGCUCUGACUGUGGGAAGAGUUACUCAAGAUCAGAUUCACUAAAGGUACACCAGAGAAUUCACAAUGGAGAGAAACCUUAUACCUGUGAUCAAUGUGGGAAGAGUUUUGUUACAUCUAGCCGUCUGACUAUACACCAGAGAACACACACAGGAGAGAAGCCAUAUAGCUGUGAUCAAUGUGAGAAGAGUUUUGUUACUUCUAGCCAUCUGACUAUACACCAGAGAACACACACAGGAGAGAAAUCUUACCAUUGCUCUGAUUGUGGAAAGAGUUACUCAAGAUCAGAUUCACUAAAAGUACACCAGAGAAUUCACACUGGAGAGAAACCUUUUAUCUGUUAUCAGUGUGGGAAGAGUUUGAAUGAUCCAAGCAGCAUGAAAACACACCAGAGAAUUCAGGCUGGAGAGAAACCUCAUUGCUGCUUUGACUGCGGGAGGAGAUUCACCUCUUCAGAGGACCUUAAAAUACGUCAGAGAAUCCAUACAGGAGUGAAACCUUAUAGCUGUUAUCAAUGUGGGAAGAGUUUUACUGAAUCUAGACAGCUGACAAUACAUCAGAGAGCACACACAGGAGAGAAACCUUACCCCUGCUCUGACUGUGGAAAGAGUUUUGUUUCUUCAGUACAUUUAAAAUCACACCAGAGAACACACACUGGAGAGAAGCCUUAUAGCUGUAAUCAAUGUGGGAAGAGUUUUACUCACUCAAGCUGCCUGAUGGUACAUCGGAGAACACACACAGGAGAGAAACCUUAUAGCUGUAACCAAUGUGUGAAGAGCUUUGUUACAUCUAGCCGUCUGACUAUACACCAGAGAACACACACAGGAGAAAAGCCUUAUAGCUGUGAUCAAUGUGGGAAUAGUUUUACUACAUCUAGCCAUCUGACUAUGCACCAGCGGACACACACAGGAGAGAAUCCUUAUAGCUGUAAUCAAUGUGGGAAGAGAUACACUGGUAGAAAAUCUCUGAUUAAACAUCAGAAAAUACAUAUAUGAAGACGUUGUUCCAUGAUUUCAAUUAAAUAAUGUCACAAUGUAGAAUGUUUUUAACAUUGUAGUAGGAGUAUUUUAAUGUCACAAUGUACAGUGAGGGAGAAAAAGUAUUUGAUCCCCUGCUGAUUUUGUACGUUUGCCCACUGACAAAGAAUAGAUCAGUCAAUAAUUUUAAUGGUAGGUGUAUUUGAACAGUGAGAGACAGAAUAACAACAAAAAAAUCCAGAAAAACGCAUGUCAAAAAUGUUAUAAAUUGAUUUGCAUUUUAAUGAGGGAAAUAAGUAUUUGACCCCCUCUCAAUCAGAAAGAUUUCUGGCUCCCAGGUGUCUUUUAUACAGGUAACGAGCAGAGAUUAGGAGCACAAUCUUAAAGGGAGUGCUCCUAAUCUCAGUUUCUUACCUGUAUAAAAGACACCUGUCCACAGAAGCAAUCAAUCAAUCAGAUUCUAAACUCUUCACCAUGGCCAAGACCAAAGAGCUCUCCAAGGAUGUCAGGGACAAGAUUGUAGACCUACACAAGGCUGGAAUGGGCUACAAGACCAUCGCCAAGCAGCUUGGUGAGAAGGUGACAACAGUUGGUGCGAUUAUUCGCAAAUGGAAGCUGGGCCUGGGGCUCCAUGCAAGAUCUCACCUCGUGGAGUUGCAAUGAUCAUGAGAAUGGUGAGGAAUCAGCCCAGAACUACACGGGAGGAUCUCGUCAAUGAUCUCAAGGCAGCUGGGACCAUAGUCACCAAGAAAACAAUUGGUAACACACUACGCCGUGAAGGACUGAAGCGCCCGCAAGGUCCCCCUGCUCAAGAAAGCACAUAUACAUGCCCGUCUGAAGUUUGCCAAUGAACAUCUGAAUGAUUCAGAGGACAACUGGGUGAAAGUGUUGUGGUCAGAUGAGACCAAAAUGGAGCUCUUUGGCAUCAACUCGCCGUGUUUGGGGGAGGAGGAAUGCUGCCUAUGACCCCAAGAACACCAUCCCCACUGUCAAACAUGGAGGUGGAAAAUUAUGCUUUGGGGGUAUUUUUCUGCUAAGGGGACAGGACAACUUCACCGCAUCAAAGGGACAAUGGACGGGGCCAUGUACCGUCAAAUUUUGGGUGAGAACCUCCUUCCCUCAGCUAGGGCAUUGAAAAUGGGUUGUGGAUGGGUAUUCCAGCAUGACAAUGACCCAAAACACACGGCCAAGGCAACAAAGGAGUGGCUCAAGAAGAAGCACAUUAAGGUCCUGGAGUGGCCUAGCCAGUCUCCAGACCUUAAUCCCAUAGAAAAUCUGUGGAGGGAGCUGAAGGUUCGAGUUGCCAAACGUCAGCCUCAACCUUAAUGACUUGGAGAAGAUCUGCAAAGGAGUGGGACAAAAUCCUUCCUGAGAUGUGUGCAAACCUGGUGGCCAACGACAAGAAACGUCUGACCUCUGUGAUUGCCAACAAAGGUUUUGCCAACAAGGGUUUUGCCACCAAGUACUAAGUCAUGUUUUGCAGAGGGGUCAAAUACUAAUUUCCCUCAGUAAAAUGCAAAUCAAUUUAUAAUGUUUUUUACAUGCGUUUUUCUGGAUUUUUGAUGUUGUUAUUCUGUCUCUCACUGUUCAAAUAAACCUUCCAUUAAAAUUAUAGACUGAUCAUUUCUUUGUCAGUGUGCAAACGUACAAAAUCAGCAGGGUGUCAAAUACUUUUUUCCCCUCACUGUAUAACCCUAAAGGUUUGCCCCCCCAUUCUAUUGAUUUCAGCGUGAAAUGGAUAUUAGCCUCAUAAGGGCAAAAAUCCAGGCUCUGAAUUGAAAGUGCACUAGUUAUGUGAUUAACAAAGAAAGUGUUGCGGUACACUUACCGCAUUGGGACCCACUUGAAAAGAAAUGCAACACCUCAAAAUGUAGCUAUAUGUUUUCUACAAAUUGUCCUCUAACCAGUGAUGUAAACAUUAUUCCCAGAUUCCAUGUGGUUUUUGAGCUGUUAGUUUUAACAGGACAUGCAACCUCAUCUCCCCCCUCUCGUGCAACUGAUUUCAAUGUGAUAUCUAUAUGAGUGAUGACAUAAGUGUUGCAUUUCUCUUCAUUUUUGCGACCCCUAAAUUUAAACGCAUUACUCAAAUGUAGCGGACUGAAAUUCCACAAAUGAACUUUUUAACAAGGCACACCUGUUAAUUGAAAUGCAUUCCAGGUGAAGCUGAUUGAGAGACUGCCAAGAGUGUGCAAAGCUGUCAUCAAGGCAAAGGGUGGCUACCAUGAAGAAUCUCAAAUAUAAAAUAUAUUUUGAUUUGAUUGCUACAGGAUUCCAUAUGUGUUAUUUCAUAGUUGUGAUGUCUUUACUAUUAUUCUAAAAUGUAGAAAAUGGUAAAAAAUUAAGAAAAACCUUUGAAUGAGUAGGUGUGUCCAAACUUUUGACUGGUAUUGUACGUUCACUUUUGGCUGACAGUGAAAGUUGAAAAUACAUAUUUUUCAGUUUGUUAUUUCAAUGACUUGAAAAUAACUUAAUUUCAACAUACUUGCAGCCUAUACUUGCAGAGUAUUAAAAAAUUGGUCUAUUAACAAUCGUACAUCACUCUAGUAUUUCUACACACUAUUUCUUUACAACAUUCAAGUGCUAAUUGUAUUUAUUCCUCUUCUGAAGAUGCGUGACUCAAAUCACCUACUCAUAUCAAACAUCCAGCGUAGCAAAAUAUAUAUAUUUUGUAUUAAUCCAUGCCUCACCAUUAAGUGAAUUAUUGCCAAUACCUAUUAACAAAGGGGUGUACAUUUGGUUUUGAUAUGUCAUAAUAUUUACAUUUCAUGUAACAUUUAGUCAUCUUAAUUAUUCAUGCAACCAACUUUUUAGUAUAUUGUUUACAAACAAUGGAGUAAAACAAGCUUAUAUUUUGGUUUGGACAUUGCAUCCUAUUCUUACUAUUUUAGCUAAUGGCAUUUCCUUAGGGUGCUCGUUAGUAUUUGUUUUUAUCGUUAUUCUUUAGUUUUUUAUCCUCAUGUUUGUUGUGUAGUAAAUAUUUCAGUUCUUUAGAAAAGAAUCUAUGAAGUGCAUUGCGUUUUAUCCAUGUCUGAAAUGUGCUAUAUAAAUAAAGCAUAGUUUAAUUUUAACAUAUUGCAAAACAAAUGCAACCAAUGACCAACUUCAUCCAAUCAAGUGCAUUUUUGUUGAAAAGGAAAAAUGUUGAAAUCAACAAUGCGUCAAAGGAUUCAACUACUGAAACAAACAAAUGGAUUAAACAGAUCAAUCCCACUUUUCAAGCCUGCUGGUGGCAUGGUAAACACCACCCCGGGCUCUACCAGGGGCACACUUAAGGUGGUCUCCCACAGCUCUUGCAUACUGUAUGUGGCAGUAGGGUGUACCAAUGCCUGACCUAGCGCCUGAAGACAAAAGUCAGACACAGAUUCCAAAUGAUGGCCAUUAAAUGAUUCCAUUAGGUUCAAUACAUGAAGUAAUAGCUUCAAAAUAGAUGUCUACCAUCUCUAUAAUGAAUAGGCUGACCAAAAUAUAGCAUAGUCAUUCGAGCUUCAAUAAUAAUAAAUCUGUUAUUUAUUGCUUUUCUUAUGUGCCAAAAGUGACAGGAAAACAGUGUGAGCUAGCAAUCUUUCUUUACAUUGAGCAUCACCCGUUACCUGCGAUUUCAUGAUUUGUCCAAAUGAUCAGUGACACAAAAUCUGCAUACCUGAACAAAGUUCCUCGUUAGUCGUUGCACAGUCUUGACACCAUAGAGAUAGAUAGGCCUCAACUUUGUGCGUCAUUGUGGCAUCCGUGACUGCAUGGGCAGCGCCAUUGAGGCUACAACCCAUAGGAAUCGCCACCCAGUUGACAACUUUGACUACUUUAAAAUGGUGGAAGCCCUCAAUGUCUCUGCCCAUGCUAAAACGGCCUUUUGGCCACUAGAGGCCUCUAUCAUUCUCUAUGGUUGGCAGAUGCUGCUACUGCACCAUUUAUGUUACCUGCAUCUGUCCCUGAGUAUUCUCUCGUGGACAGAGUACAGCUGACAAAUUACGCAAAUUCUGGGUUAACCUAGAUUAGUUAAUGAGAAAUUACACGUUCCAUAAACCAUGGUUCAUGAACAGAAAUGUUCAUUUUUGGCAACCGGAGGGAAAGGAGUGUUAAUUUCCUCUUUUUAUUUGUGUUUAUUGAGGAUGAGGGGUGUUUGUGUCUGGCAACUCUCGUCAAACAUGAGGUCUGGGCCAUGUUGACAUUGAUGUGUUAUUGGCACACAGAAGCCUUGGGCCUCUUUCUCUGUUCCCACUCUCUUCCUCUAAUGGUAACCUGGGAAAAGGUCUGAACAGAAAUGUAUCACUGGGUCAUUAAGUUUCUUAUUGAGGACCAUUCUCCCCAAAUGCUCUUUAAAGGCAGGUAGGUCUACAUGGUAAGUAUAGGAGCAUCACAGGGCCAUCAGAGAUUAUUUAACAUCAGAUUGGAUGUCUGACCUUGUUAGCAACCUUGCUUGGAGCAAUCUGAAACCUAUUCCUGUCAAAUAACAACACAAGACUUAUAAUAAGAGCCGCAUGGGAAGACUGCAUUUGAGCCCUAUUCAAUCGGAUAAGACCGCCAAUAUAUGUAAGGCGCUAACCAUGUAGUUUAACAUAGGGUACGUACUUGCUGUGUGUUGCCCUAUAGGAGCUCCAAGUACUUCCAAAUAUCUAUGAGGUUUUCUGGACACUAAUCACACGAUUGGUGUAGCAGAUGCAACUGUUGGUGUUCGCAAGCAAAUAACUGUUAGGCCUCUUUAGUGGAAUUAAAUCGUCAUGCUUCGGAGUCAAUGGAGGUAUUUACUCUACUUACACAGUUCUAACAAUGCUCAAGUUUUAGCCCAAUUAUACUAACAGAGUAAUCAAAAAAUCCACCACAGCCAUGCUUGAAUGUAUUAAUGCAAGCAUGGUUAAUGAAUACCACGGUAAAAAACUUUUUAGGCUUUUGGAUUAUGAGUGUUUUCCAUGUAGUCUUGUUGUCAAAGAUAUUAGAUGUAACCAUAGAUCUUGUGGCAAUGCUGAGAUGCUUAAGCAGUGUUGGAAUGUCAACAUUUCCAACGCGAGGCUCAUUGAAUACUUCUGCUUCAGUAUCUAAGCACCAGCUGUAUACAGACGUCAUCCUCCAUGCCCAACCUGUCUGUCCAAGAAUUGUACUUUUGAAUUUCGUAAAGUCAGUGUGGAAGAGGUGAUAGACAACAAUCAUUUUAUCUUAAAUGUAAGUCUACGAGAAAGUGUGUGCCCUCAGGCCUAGCGAGAAGCUAAAGUCAUUCCGCUACCCAAGAAUAGUAAAGCCCCCUUUACUGGCACAAAUAGCUGACCAAUCAGCCUGUUACCAACCGUUACUACAUUUCUGGAAAAAAUUGUGUUUGACCAGAUACAACGCUAUUUCACGGUAAACAAAUUGACAACAGACUUUCAGCACAUAUAGGGAAGAACACUCAAGAAGCACAGCACUUACACAAAUGACCGAUGAUGAGAAAUUGAUGAUAAAAUGAUUGUGGGGGCUGUCUUGUUAGACUUCAGUGCAGCUUUUGACAUUAUCGAUCAUAGUCUCGUGCUGGAAAAACAUAUGUGUUAUGGCUUCACACCCCCUGCUAUAAUGUGGAUAAAGAGUUAGUUGUCUAACAGAACACAGAGGGUGUUCUUUUAAUGGAAGCCUCAAACAUAAUCCAGGAUAGCUUUUUAGGCCCCUUGCUUUUUUCAAUCUUUACUAACGACAUGCCACUGACUUUGAGUAAAGCCAGAGUGUCUAUGUAUGCGGAUGACACUAUACAUGUCAGCUACUACAGCGACUGAAAUGACUGCAACACUUAACAAAGAGUUGCAGUUUCAGAAUGGUUGGGAAGGAACACGUUGGCCCUAAAUAUUUCUAAAACUAAAAGCAUUGUAUUUGGGACAAAUCAUUUACUAAACCAUAAACCUCAACUAAAUCUUGUAAUAAAUAAUGUGGAAAUUGAGCAAGUUAAGAUGACAAACUGCUUGGAGUAACCCUGGAUUGUAAACUGUCAUGGUCAAAACAUAUUGAUACAACAGUAGCUAAGAUGAGGUAUGUCCAUAAUAAAGCUCCGCUCUACCUUCUUAACAGCACUAUCAACAAGGAAGGUCCUACAGGCCCUAGUUUUGUCGCACCUGGACUACUGUUCAGUCGUGUGGUCAGGUGCCACAAAAAAGGACUUAGGAAAAUUGCAAUUGGCUCAGAACAGGGCAGCAUGGUUGGCCCUUGGAUGUACACAGAGAGCUAAUAUUAAUAAUAUGCAUGUAAAUCUCCCCUGGCUCAAGAGAGAUCGACUUUAUCACUACUUGUAUUUAUGAGAGGUAUUGACAUGUUGAAUGCACCGAGCUGUCUGUCUAAACUACUGGCACACAGCUCGGACACCCACGCACACCCCACAAGACAUGCCACAGAGGUCUCUUUACAGUCCCCAAGUCCAGAACAGACUAUGGGAGGCGCACAGUACUACAUAGAGCCAUAGCUACAUGGAACUCUAUUCCACAUCAAGUAACUGAUGCUAGCUGUAAAAUUUGAUUGAAAAAAACGGAUAAAAAAAAAAACACCUUAUGGAACAGUGGCUCUCUGUGAAGGGACUGUGAAGCAACACAAACAUUGACACAUGCAUACACACACACACACACACACUCGAUAGCAUACACAUUAUACACACACAAACAUGGAUUUAGAACUGUUGAUAUGUGGUGGAGUAGGGGCCUGAGGGCACACAGUGUGUUGUGAAAUCUGUGAAUGUAUUGAAAUGUUUUUUAAAAUUGUAUAAACUGCCUUAAUUUUGCUGGACCCCAGGAAGAGUACAGCUAAUUGGGAUCCAUAAUAAAUACAAUACAACGAGAGGAAAUCAUAGGAGGCCUCCUUUCUGGCUCCAAGUGUGUGACAUUUACAAAAGGCUACUACUUUGCAUCCACACAGUCAUCUGACUGACAGUUUAGCACAAUGUUCUAGCACUAAAACCAACCGUGUGUUUGAGUAGUUCACAUAGAACCAGAAGCAUCACACAAAGACAAAAAUAUAUCAUCUUGAAAAUGUAUUGUGAGGUAAAUGUUAUGUUUAUGUAUCAAAUCAAUGCUACAAAGUAUUGAAUCAAUGCUACUUUCUAAUAACUAAUUAGAAAGGUUCAUGCAGGUGACUGACUGAUCGUCUAUGGAGGAAUCCUCACUAUCACUGUUCCUCAACUUGGCAGUAUGCCCAGAAUAUUGCUAUGGGAACAACCGAGGUAUCUCAGUUUCAAGAUCUCAACUUGGAGACAGAGCCUCGUGAGGUAUUGGUCAGUCACAUGUGCAAGCCACUGGUAGUGAUUCAUUCAUUAUGUUAAAUCAUGCAAAUAUAACUGGUCUGUGUAUAGCCGUAUAUAAGACAACUGCAGGGACCACCCCAACAGAGCUUCUGAUAGAUAUGUACGGUGUGCAGAGUUUGCUGUAACCUCUCCAGCGUGCUGAUAAUAAAGAGUGAUUCAUUUUAAGGUUG